GACGACGAUGUCCUUUGCCACCACCAAUUGGCCAGCAGAGGCGGGAGCGUUGGUUUCUGCACGCAAAUUUCUGCGCGAAUGCGCAGCACAGUCGAAGCACACUUUACUUGUUCCUGACAAGGACGCAGACGGCCUUAGUGGCACGCUGAUCAUAUACCGCACUCUCCGCGCUCUUGGGCAUGCUGCCGAAAACAUCAGCGUGCACUUCGUCGAGAAAGGGUCGAAUCCACAUCGGGAUGCGGAACGAGAGCGGCUCGCAGCUCACAGAGCAGAAUAUGCUGUGGUAGUAGAUCAAGGUAGCCGGCCGGGCCCCAGCUUGGUGCCGGGGGCAAAAACCCUCCUCGUAGACCACCACCUCAGCGAUGAGUUUCCUGAAGGAACAUUGGUUCUCUCAGCUUGCAAACAUGAACCCGUUGCCACAUCUGCGACGCUGGCGUACGUACUCUGCCGGCCGCUUCAUCGUACCGUUGUGUCCUCUUGCGACUAUCUGUGCGCCAUGGGCACCAUCGGCGAUCUUGGGACAACGUUCAAGUUCGAACCGCCUUUCCCUCAAGAGGAAAUGAAGGCCUGCUUCAAGAAGUACACGAAGAAGAGCAUAAAUGAAGCUGUCGGGCUAGUCAACGCUCCUCGGAGGACUGCUAUCUACGACGUCGAAUCUGCCUGGCAGGCUUUACUUCAUUCCACCUGUCCAACAGAUGUAACUUCACCACCUCGGAGCUCUGCCGACAAGGUCAAAUGGUCCCGGCGUCUGCACGACGCACGUCAGGAGAUCAACGCAGAGGUGGAACGGUGCAGUCAUGUUGCUCCGAAGUUCUCGGGCGAUGGACGCGUCGCCCUUUUGCGCAUACAUAGCGAGGCGCAGGUGCAUCCGGUCGUUGCGACUCGCUGGGCGGGCCACCUCAAGUCUCCCAGACUGCGAGUUGUUAUGGUCGCCAAUACAGGGUAUACUCCUGGGAUUACCAACUUCUCGUGCCGCGUCGCGCGCUGCGCCCGGCGCCCGGACGUUCCAGCCGUCGACAUCAUUGCGAUGCUGAAGGCGUACGCCGCGCGCGAGCCUGGGUUGACGGAGUCCAUGGGUCAGGAUUUUGCGCGGGGGCACAAACAAGCGAGCGGCGGUAUUGUGAGCACUGAACAGUUUGAGAAGCUAUGGCACGUGAUGGAGCAGAGUGAUACGGAGGGCGAGGAGAGCCCGAGGAAGAGGCGGAAGGUGGGAACGACGAGCGCUCAGAAGAACACGUUGGAAGGAUGGGUGAAAAGAGCUUGAUAGCAUCCGGCGUUCCUUUGUCACGAGGCAAUGAUAGAUGUAAUUGUAUUCGCCAUAAAAUGUGUAUUGUACAGAUGCAUGUAUCAAUGGCGAUAUGUAUCACGAAAACGGUAAUGCGCAUUCUAUGUUGUGUUGCUCCGCUGCUCCCCUGUACAUCACUGAGCCUGCACUU
Molecule: messenger RNA, 1436 nt
Organism: Punctularia strigosozonata HHB-11173 SS5
Lineage: Eukaryota; Fungi; Basidiomycota; Agaricomycetes; Corticiales; Punctulariaceae
Product: DHH phosphoesterase
Exons: 5
Coding region: 8-1264 (418 amino acids)
Source: RefSeq, a predicted model, not a curated record